GGCGCGGCCGGCAGCACGGCGUGUGCAGGGGAAGAGAGCUGAGGAGGUGAGAGAGGUGAGAGCGCAACAACGGACCAGCAGACAGACCAGUGGCGGCCAUAGGCAGACCAGUGCAGUGGCGGCGGCAGACGAACCAGUGGCCUACUUGUAGACUGGACUGAGGCUCAGUCCAGGGCCCAGGCCGGGCUGGACUGAGACUAGGGAGUGUCGCCUGCCGAGCAGUGAGAGGAGUGUCCACUGCCGAGCUGUGUUGACCGAGGAGUGUCAGCUUCCGCUGCCGGAGAAGGUGCUGCUAGUGAUGCUGUUUGUUCGCGAGGCCGCCAUCCAUGACUUCUAGAACCUCUCCAUCGAAUCAACAACAUGUUCACCUACAUCGGCAACAGCAAUGGCAGUGACGCGGCGCGAAGCUCCAGUGGCUCUUCCCUGACGCUGCAGCAGCACCUGAGUCACCAUUACCGGGCCCUGGCUGCCGCCCGACCCACCAUCGAUACCGGCCACAGGCGACAGCGAAAGGAGAACCUUCAUCCAUGGUUCUUUCAUCCAUGCCUCGACUGCGGCUCUGCUCAGCGCCGAGAGGACGGCCGGCGACGGUGGCGCCGCGAUGCGGAGCCGGUGGAAGCUCGGUGCCGCGGCGACUCGGGGGACGGCCUACGGCUGGUGGAGGCGAUACUGGGUGACGACCGGCUGCCGCCCCAGUAUUACUGCCGACAACAGGUGCGGGAGUCGCCGGCGCCGGAGGCGGGGGUCGGAUCGCAGCUGCCCAGCCCCUCCGAGCGGCAGAGCGGCGCCGACGCCGACUCCAUCCUGGGCAAAAUCGACAGUGUGAAAAACAGCUAG
This is a messenger RNA of Amphibalanus amphitrite, 837 nucleotides long. RefSeq lists its product as uncharacterized. The coding region runs from base 361 to 837 and encodes 158 amino acids. The record is from RefSeq and is a predicted model, not a curated record. Lineage: Eukaryota; Metazoa; Arthropoda; Thecostraca; Balanomorpha; Balanidae. The transcript has 6 exons.